UCGUCACAAUAAUCAUGAAGAAUGCUAUAUAGCGCUAUAUAGCAACAGCUGGUCAGAUUCAGACUUGCUUAGGCACGAAGAGGAUUGCGAGAUUGCGAGUGUUCACCUGCAGACGCGCGACGAUAGUAGAGGUUAACUUGCGUGAGGAGCAUGGCGAUUCGUAACUGUGGAUCCUGUGGGUCAUGGCGAUGUUUCUUAAUGGUUUUGUCUGUUACUUUCUUAUUUCUUAUCAACACCUGUGAUACCAUACAGAAAUAUCAUAUAUGUGUAACAGAAAAAUCAAACAACAAAAAGUAUACCAAGUACUGCCCUCUUCUUGAGAAGUCUGGUAGCAAAGCAGCAUGUGUAACUGGAAACAGUAGACUUGAUUGUCUGAGGAAGGUCCUGCAGGGAAGAGCAGAUUUUGGUGUCUUUCAAGCAGAAGAUAUUGUUGUUGCUUCCAGUUACAAGAAUCCUGAUGUGCUAAUAACCAAUGAAAUUAGAAUGUUUGAUACUCCAUUUGAAUUUGAAGUGUAUCCUGUUGUGAGGAAGAGUUCAAACAUCACCAGAAUAUCACAGCUACAAGGGAAGAAGUUCUGUCAUCCAGGUUAUGGUUAUGAGCCACAAUGGACUAAAGUUAUUUCAGAGUACUUCGAAGCUCGGGUUGUAACACCAAUAUGUGAUACAGAUGUGACUGCUGCUGAGAAUAUUUUCAAGUCGUCAUCUCAGUUCUUUAAGGCUACUUGCAAGGCUGGGCCUUGGGUUCCAGAUCAUAAAUUGGGCACAAAGCUGAUGCAAACAUACUCCAACCUGUGUAAGUUAUGUGACAACCCAAUGGAUUGCUCAAUGAAUGACAAGUACUGGGGACCAGUUGGAGCCCUGUACUGCCUGACAGAUGGUGCUGGUGAUGUCGCAUGGGCAAGGCUGCUAGAUAUUGAGUACCACUUUGGAAUUAAUGGUGGAGAACCAGUUCAUGCACCAGCAGAAGAAUACAGCUUCCUAUGUGCAGAUGACAGGCUGGUUCCUCUGAAUAAUCCAGAGAAUUGUGCCUGGCUGUCACGACCCUGGGCAGCUGUUAUUGCAAGAAGGGAAGCCGCUGAAAGUGUACAGAAAAUAUUGUCAUCUUUGAAGACUGCAGAGCGUUUAACAUGGCAAUGGGCUCUGGAAGAGCUACUGGAAAUACAUGCGCAGACCAUUGUACCUGUGGAUUCAAUGAUGGUUCCUGAUGACUAUUUACAGAAAGCUCCUGGUUUCUUGAGUGCCAACAGCUUAACGCAUUGUGAACCAACUGGCAAAAUACGAAUCUGCACCAAAAAUAGUUCAGAGUUGAAUAAAUGUGAUCUGUUAAAAAGAGCAGCCAAAUCUUAUGGGAUAGAACCUCAGCUGGAAUGUAUUGCAACUCAAAUGGAAUCCUGCAUGAAAGCAGUACAAGCAGAUGCUGCAGACGUGGUGACAACUCAACCAGAUGAUCUAUAUGUUGGUUACAGAGAAUUUGGUCUGAGGCCAUUAUUAUAUGAGUACACAAAGAACUUUAAAAGUAUUCAUAGAUUUGCAGCAGUAGUACAAAUGAAUUCAACAAUAAAGCACAUUAAUGAUCUAAAGGGCAAAAGGGCAUGUUUCUCUGUUUAUAAUGGAGCUGGUUGGAAUUCCAUAUUUAGUGUUCUUAGGAAUAAGACCUUUGUUUGUCCCACCUGCUCCAGCACUACAGCAUUAGGAGAAUUCUUCUCAGCAAGUUGUGUGCCUGGUAUCAACAAAUCUCAGAACUUCCCUUCAAACUUGAAAGCCUUGUGUGAAAAUAAUCUCUACAGUGGUGAAUCUGGUGCAUUUCGGUGCCUGGCAGGUGGUAAGGGUGAAGUGGCUUUCAUUGAACUAAACACAAUAAAAGAAAAUACAGAUGGAGCCAAUAGUGAACCAUGGGCCGUGGAUCUGAAAUCUAACCAUUUCAGAGCCCUCUGCCUUGAUGAUCAGAGCGAAGAAUGCUAUCUUAGCUGGGCAACCCCAGGACAAGUUUUAAUAAGAGGCAAUACAACAGACUUGAAAAAAACUGAGAUUUCUAUAGCUCUAAUGGAACUGGGAAAUAUGUUUGGCAAAUACCGGAAGACACCAACAGCAGAGUUUCAGAUGUUUGCACCAUUUGAUAAUGAGAACAAUGUGUUAUUUCAAGAUGUGACAUACCGUUUUGAGGAAUUUGCAUCACUUCAAGAGGUUCAUGACAAUAAAGCCAUGGUGUAUAACUAUGAAAGAAUGAUUGAGGAUCUAUCACAAUGUUCAUCUGCACAAACUGUGAGGAUUUCAUCUAUCACGUUGCUGCCACUUGUAUUCCUGUAUUUUAUCUCAGUCUGAAUAAGAACAUAACUAUCUUACAAACUCAGGGAUUUUUUUAUCAAUGAUUUAUAGCUUUGUGAUAAUAAGUGAAACUGUUUUAUAUAUACUAUGGUAAGAAUGCUAGUAUGAUGAAUCAUACAGGGUUCUAGUACAUGACCCAUCUCUGUUUUUGUGACAAAUAUGUAUAAAUAUAAUUGAGAAUCAAAAUAGAUGUGAAGAAA
Molecule: messenger RNA, 2525 nt
Organism: Cryptotermes secundus
Lineage: Eukaryota; Metazoa; Arthropoda; Insecta; Blattodea; Kalotermitidae
Product: transferrin
Exons: 14
Coding region: 151-2322 (723 amino acids)
Biological process (GO): iron ion transport
Cellular component (GO): plasma membrane; recycling endosome; early endosome
Source: RefSeq, a predicted model, not a curated record